AUGCAGAGUACCCUUACCUUGCGCAAGGAAACCUCCUGUCGGAGACAUAAUGCGAGGGAGUUAGUUCCCGAGGCCUACAGGCGAGUGGUCGUCGGUCCGCCUAUCCUUGGUGGAAGCACCAAGGACAGUGAGAUCCGCUGUAACUAUAAGGACAUACACCGUGAGGACGCCCCUGUACAGCACGUAACGGAAUCCGUUGAGCGCCUGGUUGUCGACCCCGUCAUCCGUGCUGCUCCUUGGGACGCGGAGCGGCUCCGAAGUCAAGAGCAAAAGCCCCAGGCAUGCCUGCUACUGAUCAGCGAAAGUGACGUGUCUCGCUCCGUGUUGGCGGCUGCCAGUCUACGAGUGAUGUUACAGGAUGCGGGGCUGGAGGGGCAAGUGGAGCUGGCCACGUGUGGUACACGUCCCUACAACCUGGGUGAGGGGCCGGAGCCAGCAGUGGUUGCCGCGGCCGAGGCAAUGGGGUUGGAGCUGCCGGCACAGCACGCCGCGCGGCUGUUUGACCCGGCGAACGACAUUGUGUCGUACGAUUUACUACUCGUCAUGGACAAGUUCACGGCGGGCGAUGUGAUGCGCGAGGUGUCCUCUUUUGAACUCAUCAACCGCACAGCCCAGUUCUCGUACAAGGUACGACGGCUGGGGGAGUUCCUGCCGGCUCCAGAGGCUCAGGAGCCCCCAGCAGUCAUGCAGUACAGCACCGCGGGUGACGAGAUGGAUAUCGAGGAUCCAUUGUACGGCAACGUUGGCGGGGAGGAAGAAGAGCCGCGGUCAUCAACUGCCAUGAACCUGUAUUAUUGGUGCUGCAAACUGCCCGUCAACUGCCAACCGCCAACUGCCGGGCGCGAGGAGCAGCAAGCUGUCAUGCGGACAGCACGGAAGAUUUGGAAGUCUUGUCGUGGCCUCGUGGGCCUUUUGCUGGAGCUGGGGGCGGUGGAGGCGUCAGAGGUUGCAGGGGAGCGGGAGCAGUCCCCGUGCAGGCCGCCUCUCGGUCCGGCUCUGCGGUCCCGGAGUGGAUCAGAACAGCCUGCCGGCGUUCUGAAGGAGGGUUGGCUUGAGAGGGGAGCUGUUAUCGGUGCCGGAGCUGCGGGCCUGGCAGCCGCCCGCGAGCUGCGCGACGAAGGCCAUGACGUGACUGUUCUGGAGCAGUCGCCGUACGUGGGCGGCGUGUGGCGCUAUGACCCCCGUACGGAAACUGGGGACCUCCUGGGUGCCAAUCCAGACCGGUCGCGUGUCCACAGUAGCAUGUAUGAGAAGCUUCGUACCAACUUACCGCGCGAGCUGAUGUCCUUUGUGGACUUCCCCUUCGAUGCGGCGUUCCUAGGGCCCCGCUACUCAUCCGACCCACGGCGCUUCUGUGGACAUGCAGAGGUCCUAGGCUACCUGGAUGCCUUUGCGGACUACUUUGAGCUGCGGGCCCUUGUGCGGACGCGCACACGGGUGCUCAGCGUACAGCUUGCAGAGGAGGCGGCCGCCGAGGGGGCCGCCGCAGCAGCUGCUGCAGCAGGCCCGGAAGAUCGCUGCCAGCAUUUGAAGCAGCAGCAGCAGGAAGCCGCGGGGAAAGCAGCGACGGAACCGUUAUCUCCGCGGUUUGGCUUUGUGGUGACUUCGGAGUGGCUGGGCCCCGAUGGUGGGAGCAACAUCGCCGAGCAUGCGGCGGCAGCAACAGCUUCACCAUCCCGGGACCGGAGCCAGGGGCAUGGGGACGGACAGGAGGCUGUUUCCAACGACCGUGAUGGCGGGGAAAAGCCCCAGGCAGCUCGGCUCCGAAACCAACAGCAGCAGGAGCUGUACGACGCGGUGGUUGUAUGUAACGGGCACUACAGCGAGCCGCGCCUCCCUCAAGUGCGCGGCAUGUACGGCAGUGGCGGCAGUUCUCCCUGUGACCGGGGCUUCCCAGGAGAGCAGCUACACAGCCACAACUAUCGGUCCGCUGAGAAGCUGCGGGGAAAGGUGGUGUUGGUGGUGGGUGCAUCCAACUCUGGGGAGGACAUCAGUCGGGAGCUCAGUGCUGGAGGGGCUGCCCGGGUGCUGCUUUCCGCCUGGUCCUGGAAGAACGAGGCCUGGGCCGCUGACACCGCUCCGUAUGGACCGGGGUCUAACAUCUACCGGUUCCCAAUGGUUUCGGAGUUGCACGCGGACGGGUCCGCCACGUUCACGGAUGGUCGCCGGGAGGGGCCCAUCGACGCUGUCAUCUACUGCACAGGCUACAGGUACUCUUUCCCCUUCCUGCGCGGCUCUGCUGCCGCGGCUGCCCGUGUGGAGGAUAAUUGCGUGGGACCCCUGUGGCUGCACAUGUUGCCCCCUGGGCCCCUGGCGCCCGGACUGUCGUUCAUAGGUCUACCCUGGAAGGUGGUGCCCUUUCCGCAAUUCCAGAUGCAAAGCAAGCUGAUAGCCAGAUUGCUGUCGGGCCGCGUGCCGCUUCCGAGCCAUGACCAGAUGGAGGCCGACAUCGCCGUUCAUUUCGAGGCUAUGCGGGCUCAGCAGCUGCCUAAACGGUAUACGCACAUGCAGGGCCAGCAACAGUUCAAGUACAACGACCUGCUGGCCAGGUGCUGUGGCCCAGACGUUGAGCCCCUUCCAUGGUGGCGGGCUGAGCUUAACCGGAUAGUAGGUAUGCAGCGGCGGGAGAGGCCUGAUGACUACCGGGAUGCUGAACUUGCGGAUGCCGGCAGCGAGGCGGCCGCUGCUCUAUCCGCUGCUUAUGCCGAUUUUGCAGUCCAGGUUGGGCGGCUUACCGGCCUUCACGGGGCCAGUUUGAGUGCCAGCGCAGCAGCAUUGGAAGUCAAACAAGCUGGCACGGGCACUGUAGUUGCCUGGCGCGAAGAGUGUAGGCGCGCUGGGGCCGCAUUAUGCGGCAGAUGGCCGCUGCCUCAAGCGUUAAAGAGCAGCGCGCAGCUGUGGACACCGCACUUAACCUUCAGUUGUGGAGGGCGACGGGGUUAGCUCCCAAAGCAUUGCAGUGUCCUCGCCACGUCUUCUCUUCUGAGCCGGACUAUGAACCCUCAUCGUCUGGCCAUACAGUAGAUGCGUUUCUAUUUCGAGUACCUCAACUGCCGCAGUCGGCGCAGUGCUUCUACAACGGGCCGGUCGACACUCUUCCAACGUAUGGGGACCAGGGCUUGCGCUUGUCGCGGCGUCCUUCUCGAGCAUUAGCACUUCCACCUCCUCCUCCUGCCUUAACAUAUUCUGGGAAGCAGCCGCGCGGAAAACCUUCCAUUGCAGCCAAAGGUGGAUAUGGUGCGACGACAUCUGCGGCAGCAGCGUCCUCGUGGUGUGAACCCCCCGAUCAUGAUGAUAAUGAUACGUUGAGCACGCUCCUGUCCCAAUGCCAGCGGCGCCAGCGGACGUUGAGGUCACGGCGACCGCGGCAUGAGCUGGCGCUUAUAUGGUCCGACAAGCCGACUGUUGUGUCGCUGUUAAAACCUGGACAGCCGACGGGAAAGGGGUUGAAAGCAUCUUCGUUGUCGCUCCGACAGGGCAGUCAGCAGCACUUGCAGCCGCACGGUUUGGAUGGUGUGAAUGCGGCCGGGUCGUCGGGCGGCUCAGUGUCGUCCGGGACCACCAGCUUCGGUGCGGUGGCGCUGGAUGGGAAGGGGCAACCGUUGAGUCCUAGCUCGCCGCUUUCCGAGUGGCGCGGGUAGAGACUGGCCGCAGGAGCAGUGCAGGUGUAUCGCUUGAAUCUGUCGAGAGCUGUACUCAAGUAGGAUUGUUUUAUAUACUGAACUGCUGGAAUUGUGGAUGUACAUCUCUUUAAAUGCAUGCGCGCAUCAUGUCUUGUAAUGCUGAAGUUGGAUCAUGCUACCAUGCACACAUACGCCAUGGCAUGAGCAUGGACCUAGCUGAAGACGCAAAGGUUUUUGAAUCCUGCCAUUAAUGGUCUCUGGGCAUGAUUUGUUGUGGGGACGUUUUCGGACUGGCGCAUAGGAGCGCGUCGAUUUUGCGUAUAGGGUGAGGACUGUCCUCUUAUGAGCCCCAGUGGGGGUGGCGCCAUUACAUGAUCCGAACACACAGUGUAACAAUAGCUGGCUAAUUCCUGUGUGUUUUACGAAUUGAGUAAUUUUACUCAAACGUUACAAAAUAAUUAAUCCUUUUAACGCUCAUGGUUGCAAUGAUAUGGAACCGACCUAAAGUGUGGACUCCUAAUAAUCUACUCUGCCCGAUACUUUCAACUACUUAGCACGUAAAGC
Volvox carteri f. nagariensis is the source of this 4187-nucleotide messenger RNA. RefSeq lists its product as uncharacterized. NCBI's taxonomy places the organism in Eukaryota, Viridiplantae, Chlorophyta, Chlorophyceae, Chlamydomonadales, Volvocaceae. Gene Ontology annotation, molecular function: NADP binding; flavin adenine dinucleotide binding; N,N-dimethylaniline monooxygenase activity. The record is from RefSeq and is a predicted model, not a curated record. The transcript is spliced from 17 exons. The coding region runs from base 1 to 2943 and encodes 980 amino acids.